GCAGCGUACGCGGAGAGGAGCAACCGUCUGCCGCUCAAGACUGGACCUUUUAGUUAGAUUAUUUAUUUAUUUCAUAUUUAUUUGGUAGUGAGUGCUUUUUGUUUGUUUGUUGCUGGGUUUGAAAGGAGACGCGGAGUGGAGUAACGUGACGAUGCCAGACUUGUGAGAAGAUCGGACCGUCUGGGAGCCGCGAAGAGAAGAGAAGAAGAUGGGCGCAACACCGAAGCAACCCAGAGGAGAUAUGUUUUUGUGCAAACUGCUGCUCCUCGCGGCGGUUGUGUGCGGAGUGGCGCACGGGAAGACUUUGAAAUAUAAAGUUUACGAGGAGCAGAGGGUGGGCACCGUGAUCGCGCGCUUAAAGGAGGAUGUUGCUGGGGUCUUGGCUAAACUGCCCGGUUCGCUGAGCUUUCGUUUCCGUGCCAUGCAAAGAGGGAGCACGCAGUUUCUGUCGGUGAGAGAGGAGGACGGGGAGAUCAGCAUCGGUGCCAAAAUCGACCGCGAAAAGCUGUGCGAGAAAAACCUCAACUGCACCAUCGAGUUCGACGUGGUGACGCUGCCCACGGAGUACCUGCAGCUGUUCCACGUGGAGGUGGAGGUGCUGGACAUUAACGACAACUCCCCGCACUUCUCCCGCGCCAUCGUGCCCAUCGAGAUCUCCGAGAGCGCGUCGGUGGGCACGCGCGUGCCGCUGGACGGCGCCGUGGACGCGGACGUGGGGGACAACGCGCUGCACACCUACUCCCUGGCGCCCAACAACUUCUUCAAGAUCGAGGUGCGGACGCGGACGGACGGCGCCAAGUACGCGGAGCUGGUGGUGAUGAGGGAGCUGGACCGGGAGUCGCAGCCCGGGUACCAGCUGCUCCUCACGGCCUCGGACAACGGCGUGCCCCCCAAGUCCGGAUCGACUCUGCUCAAAAUCAGCAUCUCCGACUCCAACGAUAACAGUCCCGCUUUCGAGGAGCAGGCUUACGUCGUGAACUUGCUGGAGAACUCCCCCCUCGGGACGCUAAUCAUUGACCUCAACGCUACGGACCCAGACGAGGGCACGAACGGGAAGAUCGUCUACUCGUUCAGCAGUCACGUGUCCCCGAAGAUCCUGGAGACGUUUAAAAUCAACCCCGAGACAGGACACAUCACUCUGAUCAAAAAGGUGGACUAUGAAACCGCUUCGUCCUAUGAGCUGGACGUGCAGGCGCAGGACAUGGGACCCAACUCCAUCCCGGGGUUGUGCAAAAUUGUGGUGAAAGUCGCGGACGUGAACGACAACAAACCGGAGAUCAACAUAAACCUGAUGACCCCGGGGAAGGAGGAGGUGGCGUACAUCUCGGAGGGCGCUCCCGUGGACACGUUCAUCGCGCUGGUCCGGGUGGAUGACAGUGACGCGGGGCUGAACGGGGAAGUGGUGUGCAGGCUCCACGGGCACGGACACUUCAGGCUCCAGAAGACCUACGAGAAGAACUAUAUGAUCCUCACCAACGUGUCUUUGGACCGAGAGAAGAGGUCCGAGUACAGCCUGACGGUGAUCGCGGAGGACAGGGGCUCCCCCAGUCUGUCCACCAUCAAACACUUCACUGUGCAGGUGCUGGACGAGAACGAUAACCCCCCGCACUUUGAGAAGAACAGAUACGAGGUGUUCAAGUCAGAGAACAACUCUCCAGGAGCCUACCUCAUGACUGUGGUGGCCUCAGACCCAGACUUAGGGACAAACGGACAGGUGACCUACAGUGUUAUCGAUGUGCUCAUCCAGGGAAGUCCCAUCUCCACCUACGUCACCAUUGACCCCUCCAAUGGAGCCAUCUACGCUCUGAGGAGCUUUGACCAUGAGGACGUGAGCCGUAUCGCCUUCACCGUGCAGGCCAAGGACGGAGGGAACCCCCCUCUGUCCACCAACACCACCGUGCUCCUCACUGUUCUGGACGAGAACGAUAACGCCCCGGUCAUCCUGUCCCCUGCCCUCAGGAACCACACGGCCGAGCUGGCAGUGUGGAGAUACGCCUCGCCGGGUCAGCUCGUCACCGCCAUGAAGGUGAGCGACCGGGACGCGGGCGCCAACGGAGAGCUCAGCUGCUCCAUCGUGUCCGGCAACGAGGAGGGGCUGUUCGUCAUGGACCCCCGUCGCUGUGAGCUCCGCACCAACGCCAGCCUGGAGCAGGUCACCCGGGACGUGGUGGAGAUCCGGGUGGAGGUCCAGGACAGGGGCACGGCCAGGCUCACCACAGGGGCGCUGCUUAGGCUGGGGCUGCAGGAGACCAUGGCGGUGCUGUCCCCGCUCUACCCCACGGGCUCCGGGCAGACCUCUAUGGACCUGUCCCUCAUCAUCAUCAUCUCUCUGGUGGCCGUGUGCGCUCUGCUGCUCGUGGUCAUGAUCAUGUUCGCCACAGCCCGGUGCAGCCGCGAGAAGAAGGACCCCCGCCACAACUACAACUGCCGCAUGGCUGAGAGCAGCUACCAGAACCACCCCAAGAAACCGGCCCGGCAGAUCCACAAGACGGACAUCACCCUGGUGCCCACGGUCAACGGCACCCUGCCCGUCAGAGCCCACCCACGCUCCCCCUCCGCCUCGCCCAUACCCGACCGCGGCACCCUGGGGAGCCGCCAGAGCCAUCACAGCCGACAGUCCCUCAACAGCCUGGUCACCAUCUCCUCCAACCACGUGCCGGAGAACUUCGCUCUGGAGUUGGCCCACGCCACGCCCCCGGUGGAGCAAGUCUCACAGCUUCUGUCCAUGCUCCAUCAGGGCCAGUACCAGCCCCGGCCGAGUUUCCGCGGCAACAAGUACACGCGCAGCUACAGGUACGCCCUGAACGAGAUGGACAAGUUCAGCCUGAAGGACAGCGGGCGCGGGGACAGCGAGGCCGGGGACAGUGACUACGAGCCGGGCCGAGAGUCGCCCAUGGAGAGGCUGCUCGGGGAGGGCUUCACCGAGGCCUACGGGCACGACGGACCCCACAGGCCACAUGCAGGCAUGAGGCUGUGCACAGAGGAGUGCAGGGUCCUGGGACACUCGGACCAGUGCUGGAUGCCCCCCCUGGCCUCCCCCGCCUCCUCCUCCUCUGACUACAGGAGUAACUUGUACAUCCCCGGAGAGGAGGCUCGCCAGCCCACAGACCUGCCCCAGGACUCGGCCCCUGUGCCCUGCACCGACAGCGGACCCCGAAACCAAAGCUUCUCCACCUUCGGUAAAGAUGUGAGUGGGGAGGAGGGCGAGGAGGGAGGCGAGGGCAACGCGGUGGCUCUUCGGGACGAGGACGUGUGCGGUACUUCCUCUCUGCUCUCGGAGAUGAGCAGUGUGUUCCAGAGACUGCUGCCCCAGGGCCUGGACGCCUACGUCCAGGUGAACGAGGCCCAGCGGGGCACCAGUCUGAGCGGGGUGGGGGUGCCUCUGACCGGGUCCCUGGACCGCAGGAGGGGGCACCUCCCGGGCAAAGCCAGUCCCUCCGUGCACCAGCAGGGGGUGGCGGCCUGGGCCGCCAACACACACUUCCAGAACCCCAGUAUGGGCCACACCCAGCCCGGGGCCUACCACACCCUCAAACCCAGCACCAAGCUGGGCUCCCAGCCCAAACACUGCCCCCCGAACAACGCCGGCUCCAAGGCCCACAGCACGCCCCUGCUCACGGCUCUGAGCCCCGCUCUGCAGCCCGCCCCCACCCCCUCUGUGGUGCCCAUCCCCGUGCCCCUGCCCGGACCCCCCGCCAAGUGGCUGCCGGCCAUGGAGGAGAUCCCCGAGAACUACGAGGAGGACGACUUUGACUCAGUGCUGGGCCACCUGCAGGGCAAACGCAGCGACAGCAGACACGAGCUGGUGGACGCCAGCGAGCUGGUGGCCGAGAUCAACAAACUCUUACAGGACGUGCGCCAGAGCUAGCCCCACCCAGGAGCCACUGGCCCCGCCCCCAGCAGAACUAGCCCCGCCCAUAUCCACACUUCUAAAUGCUCCUCUACGUUAGUGAGAGGAUGAGACUGAGUACAGAUGUCGAGCGUGUCCGCCUCAUGGGUUUUCAAUUAAAACUUUAAAGAAUAAAGGUUAAUAUGUUUAUGAAAUGAUAUUUAGUGCUGUGUCAGAGCUGAUGCUGCAUUCAGGUGCCCCCGUACUCCCCAGCGUUCUUAUUGUGUUAGAUAAUCAUUUAUUAUUUGAUGUAUAAUCUUUAUUUGCAGACGUGAUUGUUUUGAAUGUUAUUUAUAAGUUAUUUAUAAUUCUUUUGUUCAUAUCUAUUUUAUUAAAUAGCAUAGACAAUGACUCUGAAUGUGUUUUUAAACUUAACCAAACCACUUAGAGACAUGUCCUCCCCUUUAGUAUGACCCCAGUCAGUCCUGGUGCCCCCUGCUGGACACACUGUGACUGUUCUACUUUGAGGAGGGCACAUGAAUGCAGCAGACUCUUUUAAAGCACUGUGAGUAACACUAACAGCACAGACUCCAUGUUGGAAUGAAGAUGUUUGAAGUAAAUCCAUGAGAGAGGGCGGGGCCUCGCGGAGAAAGACUCAAAUGUGACCUGCAAUUGUCGAUAAAGUUGCAUUUCUGAUGUAAUGUGUUUUGUGAAUGCUACUAUCCAAAAACUGUUUGUAAUUGUUGUUUUGUACACAAUGUACACUCUGUGACUGUAUUUAUCUUUGUAUUUUAAAAAUACAUUUGUAAACGUAUAUUUAUAAAAGUGUAUAUAGAGUCUAUUUUUCUAUGGAGCAUGUGGCUCAGGUGGAUGAACUUUGAGAGCAGACGACAUUGGCUGUGCUGUUUUGUAUUGUCAUUCUUUUGUAUCUGUCUAUGAUAUCCUGCAGUAAUCUGAGUAUACACAUGUGUCUGUGGUACAGUGUGCGCCGCACACCGAGCACUAAUAAAACAU
Messenger RNA from Boleophthalmus pectinirostris (great blue-spotted mudskipper), 4843 nucleotides. It is a transcript of the gene pcdh18b, whose product is annotated as protocadherin 18b. Gene Ontology annotation, cellular component: plasma membrane. Gene Ontology annotation, molecular function: calcium ion binding. The record is from RefSeq and is a predicted model, not a curated record. Bases 209 to 3868 code for a protein of 1219 amino acids. NCBI's taxonomy places the organism in Eukaryota, Metazoa, Chordata, Actinopteri, Gobiiformes, Gobiidae. Gene Ontology annotation, biological process: homophilic cell-cell adhesion. The transcript has 4 exons.